AUGGAUACAGUACACCGAGUCAUCGAGUACGUGGAGGAAUUUCCACCUGAAGCAGGCGCUAUCGAGCUAAAGAGCCAACUAAGAUCUUUUACACUCGACGAUUUACGUGCUGCUUGCAGUCGUCUUAAGUUAUCCAUGCGCAACAAACAGAAGAAAAAAAGCGGCUUUAUUUCCGUCCUCGUUUCGUACUGGAAAACUUCGCACAAUUUCGAAUCAAAAGGCGUUAAAACACCGCUAAAAGCUUCUGAAACUUCGGUAAAAACAGGGAUUGAACUGCCGUAUGAUGUAGCGCAAUUUGUGCAGCAUUUUCCACCUCAUGGUUGCAUCAAGGAGCUCCAGAACCAACUCGAUGCCUGUCGCUCAAGGACAUUGCGUUCAGCCUGUGUCCUGAUCGGUCUGCAGCCCAAGAAAAACUUUACCAAAAAAGGAUUUUUACAUCUUUUAGUCGCCUAUUGGCAGGACAGUUUGGUGAUGACGCCAACAGUGUCAUUUUUGGAGGAGACUCCAAAAGAAGAAGAGGUUAAGAAGGUGGUGCAGACGAAGAGAGUGAGAUUUGAAGAAAGCGACCUGAUGAAGACACCUACGAAGAACAAGAAGAUCAAGACACUGAAAGAUAAAGGAGAUGUUUGUGAAAAAAAGGAGGGGGCUUUGGCUACGUCGAUGGAGAAAGCGCAAGUUGUGAAGGAAUGGGCAUCAGCUAUCGAGAUGUUGUCUCGUGUGGAAGGAAGUACAAGGAGCAUCGAGGCUAUUUGUAAGAUCAUUGAGAGAGUGGUGGACAGCGCCAGUAGUGAGUUGUGCGAGAGCUAG
Messenger RNA from Peronospora farinosa, 807 nucleotides. The record is from the annotation of a GenBank genome assembly. NCBI's taxonomy places the organism in Eukaryota, Oomycota, Peronosporomycetes, Peronosporales, Peronosporaceae.